AUGUCACCAACGUCACCACCACAAAACACCAAUCGACGGGAAGUCAUAGAGUACCAUGAUGGAGUGAACUCCAUGACCAUUCUGGGAGACGCUUUAGGCCACCAACAAGCAAACAGACUUGUCCGGAUAAUUGUUCUGGAUGACGGAACAAAAGUUGACACGCAAAAAGCGUAUCCAGGUCUUGAUGAGGCAGAUAUAGAAUAUCUGCAGAAAAAGGGUGCCCUCAAUUUCCCGCCGCGUCAUGUUUGCCGCGAACUUCUUCGUCUCUACUUUGCUUGCAUCUACCCAUAUGCGCCAAUCUUGGAUCGUGUAAAGUUUGUCCAGGACUACGACACCAACCAGCAUUCUGCCUUCCUUCUUCAAUCGAUUCUCGCUAAUGCAGUGCCGCAUGCUCCUCUAGAGCUUCUUCGGGAAGCCAGCUACAAGGAUCGCAUCACAGCUCAAAAAUCACUGUUCACCAAAGCUAGGCUCCUGUACGACCUUGGAUGCGAGAACAGCCAACUCCAUCUCCUUCAGGGUUCGAUCAUGCUGAGCUCCUUGUCAUUUACAUAUGCGAUGGACAAGGACUAUCGAUACUGGCUGAGUAAUGCAGGCAGGAUUGCCACUAGAAUGGGCCUGCACAGAAACUAUAUGUCCGAGACGCUCGACACGCAUUCAAGGCAUUUAUUUCGCCGCAUCUGGUGGGUGCUGUACAAUCGAGACACACUUAUGGCCGUUUCAGGAAUCGAUAACCUUAGAAGAUUCAAUGAUCGCUAUUGUGACACUGCUCCUUUGACAGAAGCGGAUUGGGACGAGCCUAUCGAAAUACCAGCUAGCUGCGGCGAUAUUAUCCGCCCUAUGCCGCGAUUACAGAUAGUUUUCAUGGUCGAAUACUGCAAAUUGUCAACCAUAAGUGGGAAAUUUAUACAUGAUUUCAAAGCUCCCGGCAUAGUUCCUACACCAGACGACAUUGAGCGGUUUAGUGACCAGCUCGCCUUCUGGAGACGACAGCUUCCUGUGGAAAUGCACAUUGGAGCACUUGCAGAAUGGUCAUCAGACAACAUAUGGGUCUUGGUGCUACUAGCAAUGGGCUUUCGCUUGGAGGCGAUAUUCUGCCGUUCCGUCAGAGAAUAUCAUCGCAGCAAAAACGAUGCUCCCUCCAUGCAGAGCACUGCUCGACGACAGGAAGCCGCUAUGUUUGAGCUUUCUACGAUUAUUCAACGUGCUUCGAUGCACCAAGUGCUCCACAUAUGCCCUCUAUCUUUUAUGACCUGUGCCUCCACCAUCCUUGCUAUGCGGAUCGAAAUCGCACUUGACCCGACUACCACUGCCCGCAAGCAGCUCGCCAUCAAGACUCAAAUAUUCACGGAGCUCGAGUAUCUGAAGGAAAGCUGUGAGUAUUGGAGCAGUUUGAUCUGGACUGUGCGGAUGUUCGAGGCUGUGAUUAGCCGGACUCGCCUUGGGCUUACCCCUACAUCACCAAACGACACUCCAGAUGGAGACCGCGAUGCAUCCCCGGUCAAUCAGCGAAACGAUACCAGGGGCUAUGAGGCAGGAGUGCAGAGCGGUCCCGUCGAUUUUCGGGACAAUAUUGCUGUAGCCAUCAAUACGGAUGCAAACUUGGCUAUGUCCAUGUCAGACGACGUUUUUGGCAUCCUACCCGUCACGGACAACUACGACUGGCUACAAAACCUAUUUGGCAGCAAGCUUAACGACGAUUUGAUGGAUGAUCUUUAUUUAGCAACAUAG
Molecule: messenger RNA, 1728 nt
Organism: Exophiala aquamarina CBS 119918
Lineage: Eukaryota; Fungi; Ascomycota; Eurotiomycetes; Chaetothyriales; Herpotrichiellaceae
Exons: 4
Coding region: 1-1728 (575 amino acids)
Biological process (GO): DNA-templated transcription
Molecular function (GO): zinc ion binding; DNA binding
Source: RefSeq, a predicted model, not a curated record